Molecule: messenger RNA, 633 nt
Organism: Rotaria sordida
Lineage: Eukaryota; Metazoa; Rotifera; Eurotatoria; Philodinida; Philodinidae
Source: the annotation of a GenBank genome assembly
AUGUUUAUCAUCGAUCUUUAUAAUUAUUUAUGUAACAAAGAAAACAUUGAUUAUAUUGCUGAACUAAAACCUAAUUAUAUUAAAAUAGCAUUGAAGUUUUGUGAAACUAAUCUUGAUAUAUUUCGUAAUACUGUUCAAAAUAGUUCAUUUGGUGAAGAGAAGUUUAAAAAAGAAUUUUCUCUUUAUUUCUAUCAAACAAAUAAUUCAACUGAACGUAAGAUUUUAAUCCAACUGUAUACUGCAUUUUAUGGACUUACUGAUGAUCUUAUUGAUAUGAUCCAACGGAUUGAAUAUGUUGACAAUGAUGAUGGAUGGAAGUAUCUUAAACAUAUUAAACAAGUAUCGAAUAGAGAUGUUAUUGAAAAAAUAUUCAAAUGUUUAGAUUCAAUAUCAUGUUAUGUCAAAUCUCGAUGUUUUUCUUCUAUAUUGAAGUUACUUAUUCGAUUUGCUCAAACCGAUAUCGUAUUUUUAUUAGAAAUACAUCAACAUAUAUCGCCUUUCAUCAACAAUUUUUUAUGUAAGGAUGAUGAUAGAACAUGGAAUGAUAAGAAAGAUAUUUUUGAAUUUGUAUUAAAUCUAAGUUGUAUUAGAAAAAUAUCUUUACCACAUUCGAAGGAAAAAAUUGUUUACUAA